Messenger RNA from Arachis ipaensis, 2345 nucleotides. RefSeq names its product protein REDUCED WALL ACETYLATION 2. Gene Ontology annotation, biological process: xyloglucan metabolic process; plant-type secondary cell wall biogenesis; xylan biosynthetic process. Gene Ontology annotation, molecular function: acetyltransferase activity. Lineage: Eukaryota; Viridiplantae; Streptophyta; Magnoliopsida; Fabales; Fabaceae. The record is from RefSeq and is a predicted model, not a curated record. Gene Ontology annotation, cellular component: Golgi apparatus.
UAAUUGUUUAUUGAGCUUCUCCGAGACUCAGAAAGAGAAACUAAUAAGAGUGAGUUCCAAUCAAACCCACUCACACUCACGCAGACACACUCACACACUCACACACACUCAUUUCAUUCUUCUUUCUGUUCAGUAAUCACCAACCCAACCUAACCACCAGUUUCCUCGUUCGGAAAACUCGCAUUUCAAAUUUGAACAGAGCUAAGGCUCGCAUACUUCGUUCUCCGCACAGAUCUGGUGGUGGAUCAGCGUCACAUCGCUCUCUCCAUUUGAAUGCUGCUUCAAUUGCUCUGAAUUCUGCUCUGAUCUUCGUUCCUCUUGAAAAUGGUGAUAUUCAGUGUUGUAACUCCCGGUCAGGUCUCGUUCUUGCUUGGAAUCAUUCCGGUCCUUAUCGCAUGGAUUUAUUCGGAGUUUUUGGAGUAUCGCAAAACUUCUGCUCCGUCCAAAGCUAGGCACUCGGACGUCAAAUUAGUUGAAAUGACCGGUGAUGCUGUUAAAGAAGAAGACAGAGCAGCUUUAUUAGAGGGAGGAGCGCUACAGCCAGCAUCCCCAAGGGCUCGAAAUUUAACUACCUCAUCAUCAAUAUUCCGAUUCCUUUUGAUGGACCAGCAUUUCCUGAUUGAAAACCGUUUGACACUUAGAGCAAUGUCUGAAUUUGGUCUCCUUAUGGCUUACUUCUAUUUGUGCGACCGUACAGAUUUCUUUGGCUCAUCUAGAAAGAGUUACAAUAGGGAUCUCUUCUUAUUCCUCUAUUUUCUCCUCAUCAUAGUUUCGGCAAUUACAUCAUUUAAGAUACAUCAUGACAAGUCAGCAGUGACUGGGAAAUCCAUCCUUUAUUUGAAUAGGCACCAAACUGAAGAAUGGAAAGGCUGGAUGCAGGUAUUGUUUUUGAUGUACCAUUAUUUUGCUGCUUCUGAGAUAUAUAAUGCGAUCCGUAUCUUCAUUGCUGCAUAUGUUUGGAUGACUGGGUUUGGGAACUUCUCCUAUUAUUAUGUUCGAAAAGAUUUUAGUCUAGCAAGGUUUGCUCAGAUGAUGUGGCGGCUCAAUUUCUUGGUUUUAUUCUGUUGUGUCGUCCUUAACAACAGUUACAUGUUAUAUUACAUCUGCCCCAUGCACACCCUUUUUACUCUUAUGGUUUAUGGGGCUCUUGGUAUUUUCAACAAGUACAAUGAGAUUGGGUCAAUCAUUGCUGUAAAAAUCGUUGCUUGCUUUCUUGUUGUUAUCUUAGUAUGGGAGAUACCUGGAGUCUUUGACUGGGUUUGGAGUCCUUUCACUUUCUUGUUCGGUUACACUGACCCUGAUCCUUCUAAAUCACAUCUUCCCCGCUUGCAUGAAUGGCAUUUUCGCUCAGGGCUUGAUCGCUACAUAUGGAUAAUUGGAAUGAUUUAUGCAUACUUUCACCCAACUGUUGAACGAUGGAUGGAGAAAUUGGAAGAAGCAGAAAUCAAGCGCAGAAUAUCAAUUAAAGCUGCUGUUGGAAUAACAGCUUCUCUGGUGGGCUAUUUCUGGUUUGAAUAUAUAUACAAGCUGGAUAAGAUUACAUACAACAAAUACCAUCCUUAUACCUCAUGGAUUCCCAUAACGGUUUACAUAUGCUUGCGAAAUGUUACUCAAAGUUUCCGUGGCUACACACUUACCCUGUUUGCAUGGCUUGGAAAGAUUACGCUGGAGACUUACAUUGCCCAGUUCCAUAUUUGGCUGAGGUCCGCUGUUCCAGAUGCCCAACCCAAGCUGUUGCUUUCGCUGAUCCCAGACUACCCAAUGCUGAACUUCAUGCUUGCUUCGGCCAUAUAUGUUGCGAUUUCUUAUAGGCUGUUUGAGUUGACAAAUUCGCUGAAAAUAGCAUUUGUGCCCAGCAAAGACGACAAACGUCUUUUAUACAAUUUAAUUACGGCAACAACAAUUGCAGUUAUUUUAUAUUCCUUGUCUUUUGCGUUCCUUACAAUACCUCAAAUGCUGGUUUGAUAGUUAAAAGCAUGUAUAGCAUAUAUUAUUGAUGCAAGCUUCUAUGGCAUUCAUGCAACAAGGAUGUUUGGCUUGUCAAAAGGAAAAAUGAAGCGUUCUGAUAAGGCAGCUAUAGGGGAACUGGAAGUUGUAUAGUUGAGAGCUCAGCAGAUGGCAUACCUAUUUUUAGUAAUCCAAUCUCAUUCUUUUCCAAGUGUUGUAAAAUAAUAAUGCUUGUAAUACUAUCUAGUAUUUAGCAUGUAAAAGUAGUGUGUGCGUUUUUCAAAAUCCGCACCUCAUUCUUUCCGAGAAGGUUUUGUGAAAGGAUCCCGCUAGGGAGACAAUGGACUAUUUGUACAAUGUGUACAUGGGCUAUUGAAUUACAAAAUGAACAUUUCCCA